AUGUUAAAUAAUCAUACUGAUGAUGUUCGAGCCGAUGCGAAACAAUAUCGAAAAAUUGUCUUUUUAUUUCUUCAUCGAGUUUUCGGCUAUCGCGGUGUUAUUCUAUUUCCAUGGCUGGCAAGAGUUUUCGAUCGGUACGAUGGCCGGUCCAACAGCCUGCCACCGUUGCCGAAAACAAGCAAGUCAUCUCAAUCAAAUAUUCAUGAAAUUCGAGCCAGAUCAGUUACGUAUUACCAAGUCUUAAUUGAUACUCGAGAUAUACCACACAUUCGAGCUCAAACAGAGGCAGUCACUUUUUUAGGUAACCAAGAACGUGAUCGUAAUUUGUAUGCGAUUCCAGGUCUGGAUUAUGUUGCACAUGAAGAUGUCAUCCCAUAUACGAGUACGGAACGAACGCCCAUUGAACAUGAAUUAUUUGAUAAAUUUCUAAUACAUGAUUCCGAAUCGAAUCCGACUUUUGUCCCGCGUGAAUAUUUGAAAUCCUGGCAAGAUCGGCAUCAUCUUUGGCUUGAACUGUCCGAUGUGUCGAAGGAUGUUACUCAUCAAAUUCGAGUUACAGUUAUUCCAUUUUAUAUGGGAUCCCGUUCAUCGCAAGGUGUUACGAUUCAUUGGUGGCGUUAUUCUAUUCGGAUUGAAAAUUUGAAUCCUGAAGAACCAGUCACGUUACGUGAACGUCAUUGGCGCAUAUUUAGUCUAUCGGGUACACUGGAAACUGUUCGAGGAAAAGGUGUUGUUGGACAUGAACCACGAUUAUCGAAAGAAUAUCCAGCAUUUCAGUAUUCGUCUCAUAUCUCGCUAUCAGCACCGAGUGGUCAUAUGUGGGGAACAUUUAAAAUGGAAAAAGACGAUGGAACGUUCAUUGAAGUUCGAAUACCACCCUUCAAUCUUGAAUAAGUCAGUGCUAUUCUUUCAGAUUUGAUGUUACUUCGAUUGAUCAACCAGAAUAAGCUUGUCUAUCGUCAAUUUCAUACGAGUUCACCACGACAUGUGAAUCCGCUCAUAUGGGUUUUUCUGAAACCAGUGCUCAAAGGUGUUGCCUGGAUAACUGGAAGAUCAACUAGAAAAUGGUAUCGAAAUCUGCCAACAGACAAGCAGAAUAUCCUGUUUCAACAUCUUGAGCGACGGAAAUACGUGUAUCUAGGCGUAUUUGGGACAAUCGGAACUGCAUUUGCUGUACACUACUACACUCAUCUUCAAGAAGCACCAAUUACGGGACGCAGACGUUAUAUGCUAAUGGAUAUAGAACAGUUGAAGAUGUUAUCUAUUUUGGAAACAGAAAAGAUGGCUCAAACGUUUUCCAAUCAAAUGUAUGAAGCUAACAGCAAACCAACUCAACUUGUUGUCAGAGUGGUCAAACGACUACUCUCUGCUAAUAUGGAUAUACCUGAAUUGACGAAAAUCAAAUGGACUGUUCGUGUCAUAGAUGAUGACACGAAAAACGCUUUUGUUUUGCCGUCCGGUGAUGUAUACGUAACUCGUGGUUUACUGCAAAUAAUGACUAAUGAAGAUCAACUAGCUGUCGUGCUUGCUCAUGAACUAGCACAUGCGAUUCUAGGCCAUACAGGAGAAAAGCUCUCGUAUACGCAAGCAGUUGAUUUGUUAGCGAUCUUCGGAGCAUUUUUGAUUUGGGCGAUAUUUCCAACUGAUUGGAUUUCGUUUUGGGUGAAUUUUAUUUACGAGCGUUACGUUACACUUACUUCUCGAUUGCCAUAUUCACGAUAUUUGGAAGAAGAAGCUGAUCGAGUUGGUAUAACGUUAGCUGCAAAAGCUUGUUUUGAUGUGCGCGAAUCCGUGAAUUUCUGGAAUGCUGUUGCCAAAGUAGAUGUUGAAAGCAAACUUCCUGAAUUCAUCUCCACUCACCCAGCUGAUGAUAAACGAGCUGAAAUUCUGAAAGGAUUACUUCCAGAAGCGCUCGAACUACGUCUCAAAUGUAACUGCGCACCGAUAUCAUCAAAAAAGCCACUUGGAGUAGUGAAUCUCUCCGAAGGUUCAAAUGAAAAGGUGAUGAGCACUCUGGAAAAACAAGCAGGCGGCAUUCAGCAUAUCCCUGUAGUCGAAUCGACGAAAUAA
Adineta ricciae is the source of this 2070-nucleotide messenger RNA. The record is from the annotation of a GenBank genome assembly. Lineage: Eukaryota; Metazoa; Rotifera; Eurotatoria; Adinetida; Adinetidae.